Salpingoeca rosetta is the source of this 2611-nucleotide messenger RNA. RefSeq names its product radial spoke 3 protein. The transcript is spliced from 5 exons. Lineage: Eukaryota; Choanoflagellata; Craspedida; Salpingoecidae. The record is from RefSeq and is a predicted model, not a curated record. The coding region runs from base 371 to 1921 and encodes 516 amino acids. Gene Ontology annotation, cellular component: cilium.
CACUAUUCCAACUUUGUUGCCAAGGUACCAAGCAAGGCGACAAGAAGGCAGAAGCGCGCACACCAACCACACACACAACCACACACCCUGACGCCCAACACCCAAGAAGCGAACAGAGGAGGGAAAGGAAGGAACGCAAACACCAAACACCGAGACGACACCCAGCACAGCAGCGUGUGGGAGAGCAAGCCCUGACGCGCCUCGCUUAUACUCCGUGAUCUACAUAACCACGACACACCACAGACACACCUGAUCGCUCUCGUUUGUGGUUGACGACAGCACCGCCUUGGCAAACAGCACGGCUACAGCACCAGCCAGCACCAAGAACCAACAGCCAACCACUUUCUGUCUUUUGUUUGUGCGAGAGGACAUGAGCGGCAGCAUGGCGGCGAUUCCACCCACGAACCCGUCUGCGACGACGACGUACACGUUCGCGUCGCAGCCUCGCGCAGUCUCAGGAUCACGCAAGAAGUUCCGUGAGCCCGCAUCAACAUCAUCCACAACACACAUGCAGAAAACGAACAAGCGGCCUGUGGGGCACAUGAUGUUCGACCCACGCAUUGUGCGCGGCAACACCUAUCGUCAACAGACGCUCCCAGCGUCGCAACAACCGGAUCCGCUCGAGAUUCAGCGCAAGCAGGAGAUGGCCCGGCGGCGGCGGGCGCGGAAGAAGGCGCAGGACAAGGCACGACCGCGCACCCCGGAGGCUGUCGACGGCCGCAAGCACAUGGACGUGCAGACUGAGCUGUACUUGGAGGAGCUCACAGACCGCGUGGAGGAGACAGACGUGCAGACACAGACGGACCCGUUUAUGGACAGGCCGCCGUCGCCGCUGUUCAUCCCGCCAAAGACGGGCGUCGACGUGGCAACACAGAUCCUCGAGGGCGACCUCUUUGACUUUGACAUUGAGGUGAAGCCCAUCUUGGAGGUGCUUGUGGGCAAGACGAUGGAGCAGGCCCUGAUGGAGGUGAUGGAGGAGGAAGAGCUCGACAAGCUGCGCGACCACCAGCGCGAGUUUGAGGACCUUCGCUCGGCAGAGUUGGCGGAGAUGCAGCGGCUGGAGGAGGCAGCCCGCCGCCGUGAGGCCGAGAAGGACGCGCGCAUUGCCGAGCAGCGGGAGGCGCUGCAGCAGCAGAAGGAGACGGCAGAGAAGAUUGCCGCACGCGCGUUUGCACAGAGCUACCUCUCCACCCUCGUGCCCUCUGUCUUCUCCUCCCUCAGCGACCACGGCUUCUUCUACGACCAGCAAGAGCGCGAAAUUGAGACGCAGGUGAUGCCAUGGCUGAUGGACGCGGUGGAGCAGCGGCUCGGCGCAUCGUCUGUGGCUGAGACCCUCCUCGAUCAGAUUAUCAAGGGCGUUGUGUCGAAGCGGGCAGCGGCGCGCGCACCGCCGCAGCAAGAAGAGACAGAAGCGACGAACGCAGGAGACGAGGAUGAGGGCGCAAAGGCUGAGGCUGAGAACAGCGGUGAUGGUGAUGGUGAUGGUGAUGGUGCGAAAGUGAAGGAUAGCGGUGACGGUGAUGGUGACGGUGAUGGUGACGGUGAUGAUGAUGAUGAUGAUGAUGAUGAUGAUGAUGAUGACAAGGGUGGUGACGAUAGCAAGCCUGGUGAUGCUGCUGAUGGUGCAGAGCAAGGGGAGGCCGAUGAGGUCGAUGGCGAGAAGAAGGCGGAAGAUGAUGGCGGUGACAGCACCAACGCAGAUGCGAGUGGCGACGCACAAAACGACGGCGCGACAGCACCAGCAGAGGACAAGGCAGAGGACGGUGCUGGUGAUGACGAGAAACCAGCGGACAAUGCUGAUGCUGAUGCUGACGGUGAUGGUGGUGAUGGUGAUGCACAACCAGCAGUCGACGGAGACGAUGGCGCAAAGGCCGCCGAUGAAGAUGCUGAUGCUGCUGCGCCUGAACCUGAGGAGCAGUGAGCGCUGUUGGCAUCAUAGUCGCCCGCGUCAUGUCGUUGUUGUUUGUCAGUGACGCAUGUGUGUGUUGAUGUUGUGGUGAGUCUGCACCAUCCAUUGUCACCGGCUGUGCUGCGUGCACCAUCGUGGUUGUGGUUUUUGGUCGUUUACGCACACAAGCCAAUGCCUCCUUCUCCUCGACCCAAUUCUCAUCCUCUUUCCCCCCCCCUCCUCUUGUUCCGCUCACUUGAAUCACUGCCUUAAGCGCAGUUGCUGUUUCCUUCGCAUCCAUUCUUUUUCCACAAUGUAUUCAACUUCAAAACCAGCCCCUCCUCAUACUUGCAGUUCCCUUCUCUUGUCGUCCUGUUCUCGUUUCCUACUGCUUCCCGUGAGCGAAGAAACGCGCGCGCGCGCGUGUGUGUGUGUGUGUUCGUGUGUACAUUGCUCUUGGCUGCUUUGUCGUCUGCGCUCUGCUCAUUGUUUAGAUGGCACCCUCUGCGUUUGUUGUUGUUGUUGUCAUGUCGUCGUCGUUUUCUUGUGCGUGAUGUUUGUGAUGUUUGUUCGUUCAAGAACAGACACGACAAGACAGACGCGUGUUUGUGUAGUUGUUGUUGUUGUUUGUCUCUUCUCAUUCGGUUGUUUGUUUGGGUGUUUGCUCCACGCACGUCUUGGUUGAGUUUCCAAUAUACACGAUCAACAGGAAACAAACAAAUG